Messenger RNA from Camellia sinensis, 632 nucleotides. The record is from RefSeq and is a predicted model, not a curated record. Lineage: Eukaryota; Viridiplantae; Streptophyta; Magnoliopsida; Ericales; Theaceae.
CUCGCCUUGGCCGUCCGCCGGACAAAUCCAAAUUUUCUAAUUCUCUCUCUCUUCCGGCGAAAACCGACAAACAAACAAGAUGCUGGCUCUUUCUCUCUCCUCUCCACGGCACUUCUCUCUCUUCAAGACCAAGUACGGCAAGUCCUAUGCUACGCAGGAGGAGCACGAUUACAGACUUGUGGUCUUCAAGUCUAACCUCCGCCGAGCCAAGCGCCUCCAGAUUCUCGACCCCUCCGCCGUACACGGCGUCACAAAGUUCUCCGACCUUACUCCGGCAGAGUUCCGACAUAAAUUUCUAGGUCUGAAGCGGCCUCUCAAGCACCCGUCCGACGCUCAGAAAGUCCCAUUUCUCCGGCGAGAAUUUUAUGUGCGAAUUGAUACUGGAAGUGACGUCUUGUGGGUCAGUUGCAAUGCCUGCAAGAUGCAACUUCAUCAUCUGAAACAGACCACCGUCACCAUGUUCACCACCAUGGCAAACCGUCCUUUCUUCUCCGCUUCCCUUGCAGACACGGGUGCCUCCAUUGUCGACCUUCCUUUCCCGGAGAACAUCAACGGAUUACCUGCCGAAGUUGAGAGCACCGAUGAACUCCCUUCCAUGUCCCUCUUCGUGCCAUUCGCCAACGCCACGAAAC